AUGGGGUCUGCGCCGCCGCCUGCGGCCGAUCAGCUGCACACUCACUCCCCGUCCCCUUCCCUUCCGCCGGCGAAUGUGACUCAGGGCAUUAUGGGGAAGCAUCGGAUGACCGCUGCGAUUGCUUUUCUUAAUCAACAGAUUCAAAUCCUUCAGGAUGAGAUAGACGAGCUUGAUAAUAUUGGUGGAGUCUCUACUGUCUGCCCCGAGCUUAUCGCAAGCGUCGACACUGUUCCAGAUGCUCUACUUCCUGUGACGAGAGGUCCGGCUGAUGUGGGCUGGGACAGGUGGUUCCAAGGAGCCCAUUCCUCAAGAAGCCGCAGGCGAUGGAUUUGA
Striga hermonthica is the source of this 333-nucleotide messenger RNA. The record is from the annotation of a GenBank genome assembly. Lineage: Eukaryota; Viridiplantae; Streptophyta; Magnoliopsida; Lamiales; Orobanchaceae.